This is a messenger RNA of Clupea harengus (Atlantic herring), 1039 nucleotides long. It is a transcript of the gene pithd1, whose product is annotated as PITH (C-terminal proteasome-interacting domain of thioredoxin-like) domain containing 1. Gene Ontology annotation, cellular component: nucleus. NCBI's taxonomy places the organism in Eukaryota, Metazoa, Chordata, Actinopteri, Clupeiformes, Clupeidae. The record is from RefSeq and is a predicted model, not a curated record.
UGAUUUGACAGGUGAUUGUGACUUGAGACUUGGUUGGAUGUUGUGUCACACGUGAUAGAGAACUUCGUGAGGAAGCUCAUGUAUCGAAUUUUCGGGAGAUGUUGAUCAGCAGUCCCCCAGAAAGUGAAUAGAGACUCUGAAGUUAGCUGAAUAGUUGCUGUGUUUGAUAUGUCCGGACACGGCCAUGGCCACGGUGGACACCAUCACGGGUGUUGUGAAGAUGACCACGAGCCAGCGGAGCGCGGCGUGGAGUAUGCGUUAUAUAUGCGCGUUGACUUGGAGAAAAUGCAGUGCCUGAACGAGAGUCGUGAUGGAGACGGAAAGCUAGUAUUUAAACCAUGGGACCAACGUAAAGACCGCGAGAAGUUUGUUGAGAGUGACGCUGAUGAAGAACUACUCUUCAAUAUUCCGUUUACUGGCAGUGUGAAGCUGAAGGGAAUCAUCAUCUCAGGAGAGGAUGAUGAGUCUCACCCUGCAGAGAUGAGACUGUACAAGAAUAUCCCACACAUGUCGUUUGAUGACACAGGCCGAGAGCCGGAACAGGCCUUUCGUCUGAACAGAGACCCGCUGGCUGAGCUGGAGUACCCAACAAAGAUCGCCCGCUUCUCUAAUGUGGAGCACCUCUCCAUCCAUCUGUCUCGAAACUUUGGUGCAGAGUCGACGCGCGUCUACUAUAUUGGCUUGAGAGGGGAGUUCACACAGGCCCACCGACAUGAGGUAACCAUUUGUAAUUACGAGGCAUCAGCCAACCCAGCUGAUCACAAAGUGCAAAGCCUCACCCCCCAAACACACUUCAUCUCAUGACACACAAACGCACACAUGCGGAAACACACCCACACUAAAGAGUGCCAGAGGGCGGAGCCUGGCUGCUUAAAUGGGCCUGACCGGUAGAGAUGCUGUGGAGAGGGAGGAAGUGGACUCCGACCAGAGGACAUGGGAGCACCUCCGCAGACGUGAGGCCAUGCAGAUGCCAACCGGCUCCAAUGUUUCCACAUGCAACCUUAAUUGUGGUGCGAUAAUAAAGAUUAGAGAAUUGAAA